Molecule: messenger RNA, 645 nt
Organism: Aspergillus wentii DTO 134E9
Lineage: Eukaryota; Fungi; Ascomycota; Eurotiomycetes; Eurotiales; Aspergillaceae
Exons: 1
Coding region: 84-431 (115 amino acids)
Source: RefSeq, a predicted model, not a curated record
AAUCUGCCGUGAUCUCAUGUUUGCUUCUGUCAUGUCUUCUAUUCAUCUAAAGUAAACUAUUAUCUACAUGUUUUUAUUUGUCGAUGAGUCUGGCGCCGGUGGUGGGAAAGAUUCUAUGUUGGGCGUGCAAUAUGUGUACUUCUUGUUUAUCUCUCUGUACAAUGUUCAAUACCCUCAGGCGAAAGAAUCAUUUAUGCAUGAUGUCUAAACGGGUAAAAAAAACCAUUUCAAUUUUCUUCUCCUUUCUCGAUUCCUCUUAUUCCUCUUUUUGUCAUCCCAUCUCAUCCUCUGUUCCUUUCUGUCUGUUUCCUUUCGUCUUGCGGACGUGGUUUGAUGCUUUGAGUGUAAGCAUUUGGAAUCAUAGUGUUUUGGAAAUAAUCAAAUUGAUAUACUGUCAUAUAUACGAAGAUCUCAUCUCUACAAGAUUAUAGAAGCCCUAAAUCUAGGUCUGUUAGAUUUGUCUCCAUCAAAAAAAGCUACAUUGGCUUUAGUUGAAUUCACUUUCACACCCGCCUAAGCUCUGCGUCGCUCUCUGCCUCAAUUCGAAUAAAGCCGCCCGUCGAAUUAGCCAUAGGAUUAACGCAGGGGCAGCCACCAAGUCAUUGGACAUGUACAGAGAGUAAAUAAUACACAGGACUGCAUCUC